Fraxinus pennsylvanica is the source of this 1053-nucleotide messenger RNA. The record is from the annotation of a GenBank genome assembly. NCBI's taxonomy places the organism in Eukaryota, Viridiplantae, Streptophyta, Magnoliopsida, Lamiales, Oleaceae.
AUGGCCUACUUGCUGAAUGAAUCCGAAUUCGACUGUUUCGACAGCUUACCCGACCCGAUCGUACUCCUUAUCUUCAACAACAUAUCUGACAUCAAGUCUCUCAUUCGCUGUCGAUCCGUUUCCAAGCGGUUCAAUUCGCUUGUCCCUCAGACGGACUCAGUCCUCCUCCGUGUUGACAGGGUAAUCUCCGCCUCCGACUCGGAGUUUGACGAUGGUGUUUCGUUUGUUUUCAAACUCUUCAAGUCGUUGUUCAAGUCAGUUCAGGAUAUCAUUUCGCCAUACAGGUCUUCCUUGCCUGACCCGACCCGGUCACAGAAGUCUCCGACCCAGAUCCUUCGAGGGUUCGACGGGAUAAAGAACCUCCGAAUCGAGCUGCCUUCUGGAGACCUGAGGCUCGAGAAUGGAACAACGAUUAAAUGGGUGGCGAGAUUUGGGAAAACCUUGAAGAGUUGUGUAAUUUUGGGGUUCAAAAAUAGCGGCACGGGUUUGGAAGAAAUGGUGGAUUUUAAUAAUAAUGGUGGCGCCGAUGUUGGACUUGGAGCUGGAGGUGGCCUGAAAAUGCGCGUUGUAUGGACUAUAAGUGCUUUGAUCGCGGCCUCUGCAAGGCAUUACAUGAUGCUGGACGUGAUUAGUGAGCAAAAUCAUCUUACAAAUCUCAUUGUAAACGACAGGGAGAACGAGGGAACUGUAAUAGUGGACAAAGACGGACUGCAAGAAGGCCGGAAUUUGUCCGUCCAGGAAGAAAAAAACGAAAGGAGCAACGUGACUGACGGCGGAUUUUGGUGGAGGACUAAUAGGACGACAGUACCUGCAGUGAGAAUGAGGAUGAGGCACGAGGCAAGAAUGGAACUUUCUGGAGGAAUGAUAAUGGAGGGUGCCACAUUGGUGGUAGUGCGGCCGGUGAGCGGUGGUGUAGAGCGGAAUGAGAUGGAGGAGCAGAGCGGCGAUAUUGAAUUGGCCGCCGAAGCAUUCGGACAAGAAGGAAUUUAUGCUGAGGCUGCAGAGAGAUUGCUCAAGAGCAGAAGUUAUAUUCUUGAAAUGAACUCCUUUUGA